This is a messenger RNA of Fusarium graminearum PH-1, 2006 nucleotides long. RefSeq lists its product as uncharacterized. The record is from RefSeq and is a predicted model, not a curated record. The transcript has 2 exons. Lineage: Eukaryota; Fungi; Ascomycota; Sordariomycetes; Hypocreales; Nectriaceae. Bases 1 to 1578 code for a protein of 525 amino acids.
AUGAAGUCUACUUUCGUUGCCGCUGCCGCGCUUCUCGCCGGUGCUGCUUCCGCCGCCAAGGAUGAAGGCACUUUCGCUGUCUUGCGCUUCACCAACAAGCAGCUCACCAGAGGUCGCAUGGACCCCAUUCUCUUCCCCGGAGAAACCUCUACCCACGUUCACAACAUCAUGGGUGGAAGUGGUUUCAGCACCAGCGCCACUGGAAAGGACCUCAUGGAGUCAAAGUGCAGCAACGCCAUGAUCAAGGGCGACAACAGUGCCUACUGGUUCCCCAGUCUCUACUUCCAAGAUCCCAAGUCUGGCAAGUUUGAGGAUGUUGAAUUCGAUUACUUCAACGCCUACUACUUCUUCGAGAAGACUCACGAUGAGAUCAAGCCUUUCCCUGCUGGUCUGCAGAUUGUUGCUGGUGAUGCCAUGACCCGCACCAUGCCCAAGGCUGGCGCCAAGCCCAACCUUGACCCUUCCAAGGGCCCUGUCAACGCCGCGAGAAUGACCUGCCCUCGCGCCAACAACGACUACACUGUCCCCUCUUGGGAUGCCAAGUCAGACGGCACCACAGCUGGUGUCGGUGACCCCAUCACCAAGAAUGAGGGCGUCGGAUUCCCUGACCGAACCUGUGACGGCACCUUCUCUCCUCUCCGAGCUGAUGUUCACUUCCCCUCUUGCUACAACCCCGAGGCUGGCCUUACCGACUUUAAGAACAACAUGGCCUACCCCGAGGACAACGACGGCUACCUCGACUGCCCCAAGGGCUGGAUCCACGUCCCUCAUCUCUUCUACGAGGCUUACUGGAACACUAACAAAUUCCAGGGCCGCUGGACUGAGGGAGAGGGCAAGCAGCCCUUUGUCUUCUCCAACGGUGACGUUACUGGUUACAGCAGCCACGCUGACUUCAUGGCUGGCUGGGAUGAGAAGCUCCUGAAGCACAUCAUCGACACCUGCAACGCCGGUACCCUGGGUAUGGACAACUGCCCCGGUCUUUUCUACGGUCUCAACAAGGACGACUGCACAAUCGAAUCUGAGAUUGAUGAGAAGACCACCGGUAAAUUGGACAAGCUCCCCGGAAACAACCCUCUCAGCGGUUUCUCCUACGGUGAUGCUCCUUCCAUGCCCAACAAGGGUGACGACGACGAGAAGCCCAGCAAGCCUUCCGCUGAGCCUUCUGUCAAGCCUUCCGCUACCAAUUCGGCUCCUGAGGACAAGUCUACCGCUGUAGAGGCGCCCCAGUACACCAAGCCUGCCGACAAGCCCGAGGAGCCCACCGUCGCCAUCCCCAAGCCUACUGUGCCCAUUGUCUCCGGAGUUGUGUCUGAUGCCGCCGCCGAGGCUACCAGCGCUCUCACCAACGCCCCCAAGCCAACUGAAAUCUUUGGCAAGCCUGACCAGCCCAAGAAGUGCAAGUCUACUCGUGUCCACACUGUCUGGAACACUGUCACUGUCACUCAGACAGCCAGCGUUCCUGCCCAGACUGAGGACGCUGCUGCUGCUCCCGCUUACAAGAGGGAUCACGUCCGACGACAUGCCCACCAGCAUGGCAGCGGAUACAGCCACGUCCGCCGCCGCAGCCACCGUCACUAAACUCUGCAUUCUUAUCAGAGCACCUCGGCUGCUAAUAUAAUGACAUGUAUAGCAGCCCAGGUGACCAAAGCUUUUUAUCACAUUUCGUUGCAACGAUGCAUUUAUUAAAACGCAUAUUGUAUAGAAGGGGCGUUCUAGGGAACCCCCUUUUGCUUUGGACUGGAGAAUAUAGGGAUGGCGAUUUCACGGCAAGGCAUUUGUUUUUUUAUUCAAACUUCGCGCGGUGCACUGGAAUUCAGGAAGUUAGGGGAGGAAAAUAGUUGGAUGAUUCGAUUCGAUUCGCUUCUUAACAUGUAUAUUUAUCGAGGACAUACCUUGCUUGACAAGGACCCGAUUGCGCUAGGCGCAACUUCUUUCGCCCAUUAUGAAUCAAGGGCAGAUACCCAUUUCAUAUAAAGCGACCGGCUCAAGCAUAUACAAGUGAAUUA